Loxodonta africana (African savanna elephant) is the source of this 2863-nucleotide messenger RNA. It is a transcript of the gene FARSA, whose product is annotated as phenylalanyl-tRNA synthetase subunit alpha. Gene Ontology annotation, molecular function: tRNA binding; ATP binding; phenylalanine-tRNA ligase activity. The transcript is spliced from 13 exons. Gene Ontology annotation, biological process: phenylalanyl-tRNA aminoacylation. NCBI's taxonomy places the organism in Eukaryota, Metazoa, Chordata, Mammalia, Proboscidea, Elephantidae. Gene Ontology annotation, cellular component: cytoplasm; cytosol; phenylalanine-tRNA ligase complex. The record is from RefSeq and is a predicted model, not a curated record. Bases 43 to 1569 code for a protein of 508 amino acids.
CUUUGGCCAGGCUGGGGCACGGAUAGCGUGGUGGGAGCAGCAAUGGCGGACAGUCCUGUGGCAGAGCUGCUACUACGGCGGCUAGAGGCGGCCGAUGGAGGCCUGGACAGCGCAGAGGUAGCGGCCGAGCUAGGCGUGGAGCACCAGGCCAUGGUGGGAGCCGUGAAGAGCCUGCAGGCCCUGGGCGAGAUCAUCGAGGCCGAGCAGCGUUCCUCCAGGCGCUGGGAGCUCACCACUGAGGGCGAGGAGAUUGCCCGGGAGGGCAGCCAUGAAGCCAGGGUGUUCCACAGCAUCCCCCCAGAGGGCCUGGCUCAAAGCGAGCUCAUGCGACUGCCCAGUGGCAAAGUGGGCUUCAGCAAGGCCAUGUCCAAUAAGUGGAUCCGCGUGGACAAGAGCACAGCUGAUGGGCCCCGAGUGUUCAGAGUGGUGGACAGCGUGGCAGAUGAGGUGCAGCGGCGGCUCCGCCUGGUCCAGUGUGGGGAGGCCGAGAAGUUGGGAGAGAAGGAGAGGAGCGAGCUCAGGAAGAGGAAGCUCCUGUCUGAAGUGAUCCUGAAGACCUACUGGGUGAACAAAGGGAGCGCCUUCAGCACCAGCAUCUCCAAGCAGGAGACAGAGCUUAGCCCUGAGAUGAUCUCCAGCGGCUCCUGGCGGGACCGGCCUUUCAAGCCCUACAACUUCUCAGCCCGUGGUGUCCUCCCCAGUAGUGGCCACCUUCACCCCCUGCUCAAGGUCCGCACCCAGUUCCGGCAGAUCUUCCUGGAGAUGGGGUUUACUGAGAUGCCCACCGACAACUUCAUUGAGAGCUCCUUUUGGAACUUUGAUGCACUCUUCCAGCCCCAGCAGCACCCAGCACGUGACCAACAUGACACCUUCUUCCUACGAGAUCCGGCCGAGGCUGGGCAGCUCCCGAUGGAUUACGUCCAGCGGGUCAAACGAACCCACUCUCAGGGUGGCUACGGCUCACAGGGGUACAAGUACGCCUGGAAGCUGGAUGAGGCCCGUAAAAACCUGCUGCGCACACAUACCACAUCAGCGAGUGCCCGUGCCCUCUACCGCCUCGCCCAGAAGAAACCCUUUACGCCGGCUAAGUACUUCUCCAUCGACCGUGUGUUCCGGAACGAGACCCUGGAUGCCACACACCUGGCUGAGUUCCACCAGAUCGAGGGUGUUGUGGCUGACCAUGGCCUCACUCUGGGCCACCUCAUGGGCGUCCUGCGAGAGUUCUUCACCAAGCUGGGCAUCACCCAAUUGCGCUUCAAACCGGCCUACAACCCCUACACAGAGCCUAGUAUGGAAGUGUUCAGCUACCACCAAGGCCUGAAGAAGUGGGUGGAGGUCGGGAACUCCGGGAUCUUCCGCCCUGAGAUGCUGCUGCCCAUGGGGCUCCCCGAGAAUGUGUCAGUCAUUGCCUGGGGGCUCUCCCUGGAGCGCCCAACGAUGAUUAAAUAUGGCAUCAACAAUAUCCGGGAGCUGGUAGGCCACAAGGUGAACCUGCAGAUGGUGUACGACAGUCCCCUGUGCCGCCUGGAUGCUGAGCCAGUACGCUCUCGGAUGCAGGAAGCUGCGUGACAUGGGUCACCAGGAUAGCCCACACUCCUAAGCUGCCCAGCCUCUUUGUAUCUCUCGACAGUGACCCCUUACAUUUAUGAGGCCUCUGUGAGGCCCCUGGUAUCUCUUCCCCACCUGCUCCAGAGUCCCAGGGACAGGGGAGCAGGGAUCAGGUAUCUUCUGUUGUCCUUCCACGGUCUGUCCACCUACAAGGGUGGGCUGUCGGGAGGCCCGCAUCCUAGCUGCUGGCUAAUAAAGUGGGCAGUUGCCCUUACCUGGUACUUUUCCUUUGGAUACAGGGAUCUUGUUGGGGCCCCCCAGCUUAGCCUGCCACUUUACGGGGGCAAUACUGGGUGCUGGAGCUACGAGUAUGAAGGGUGGUGGGUUGAGGGUCUUGGAUACUUGGGGUUCUGGCCAGCCUGAGCCAGGUCAGCUGGGAAGACUAGGUCCAUCAAGCUCACUGGUGCCGAGCCCUCUUUUAGGUGAAUGAAACAGAAACUCCCUCCCCCCUACACUUGCAGAGGGGGCAUUUGGGAGUGGAGGGCAAAGGUGGUUGUCAGGGGCCCAGGAACUGGGAUUCACCUGACUGGAGGGGCUUGGGAAGGGACAAGCUGCUCUUUUCAAAAACGAUUUUCAUAGGAACAUCAAACAAGCCCAGAGUAGAGAGAAGAAUAGAAUAAAUCCUCAUUCCUAUGAGACGGAGGUCAGACAUGCCUCCUCUCACCAUGAAUCCAUCCAUCGACCACACUGAAGAACGAAUGAGAUUUUGCACCCAAACUCAUUGCCUGCAUUUGUUUGUGGAAGUAUCUUAAAUCGCAGCCAUCUCAUUGCUCAUCCACAUCCUUCAGGGCAGCACAUUUUUGGAAACGUACAGUUUAAACCACAAGCUAUUGCCAGUACCCCGCAAAACUGUCUGCCUGGGCUGGGCUCUCUGGAGGUCCCUGAGGUCAAAUCUUUUAUGUCAAAUUAAAUAAUUCAGCAAUACAGAAGAGGAUUCAUUCAUGCAACAAAGGUGCACCUCCUGAGUGCCAGCAAGGUUGUAGGAGCUGAAGACCCAGAGGUGGACAAAACAGCUCCCUGCCCUCAGGCAGCUGACAUUCUAGUGGAGGCAGGGCAGGUGAUAAACAGAUAAAAACAAAUGCGGAGGGGAGGGGUAAAGAGGUGAAGAUAAAGGCAGGUGUGGAAGGUGAAGAGCAGAGAGAGAGCCUCUUCAGUUACUUUAAAACAGAUGAGAAUGUAAGGGGCCAGGGGAAAUAGAUUAAUGGGAACAACAACCAGAAUGGAAAUGAGAAUGUUCACACAUUAUAGAGAACGU